Fimicolochytrium jonesii is the source of this 1591-nucleotide messenger RNA. RefSeq lists its product as uncharacterized. Lineage: Eukaryota; Fungi; Chytridiomycota; Chytridiomycetes; Spizellomycetales; Powellomycetaceae. The transcript has 9 exons. Gene Ontology annotation, molecular function: protein binding. The record is from RefSeq and is a predicted model, not a curated record. Bases 96 to 1478 code for a protein of 460 amino acids.
CUUUUGACGAAAGGGCAGAUGAAAACCCGGCAAGACCGAAAAAGGACAACAAGAAAGCGAGAAUCUCAAUAGUAAAAGCACAAAAAAUCCAUGAGAUGAGGAAGCCUGCAGUAUCGACCGUGACGCAAAUCAACCCUUUGGCGAACCCCAAAGGUGUGAAGCUUCUCUGUGAGCUUUGUGGGAAGCCAGCAUAUCUGCGAUGUGAUGGGUGUCGAGUAACAUACUACUGCGACAAAGAGCAUCAAGUAUCAGAUUGGAAAAGCAUCCAUGAGCGGGUCUGCUCGCUCCUCAUCCCUUUGAGGACCCCAGUGUCUAUCUUGGGAUCAGAGGAGGAACGUGCGCAUAGGGAGCAGCAGGUCCGGACGCGGUAUGGACAGCUGCAUGAGAUCGCGACCACCGAGGCGCACAAGAAGCUGUUUGAGGGAGAGUAUGUCUUGGCCAUCCCAGCCGCCCUCCAAUCCCUCCGAUCCGCCAUUCAGAUCCACGGCCCCGAUGCAGCGCAACUCAUCCCGUCCUACCUCCUCCUCGGCGAAUCCAGCAUUGGGCUCGGCCAGCUCUCCCAAGCGGAGGAAUAUCUAUCGCUCGCGCGAUGGGCGCUUAUGAAGCGAGCCAGCGCGCGGGCCGAGGCAGAUGGUGGCGGUGGUGGUGUAGAGCACCGCUCGGGAGAGCCAGGCGAGCCGGUGGUGGAUGUGGAAGCCAAGGCGCAGCGGAUUGAGGAUGCGGUGGUGGAAGCUUUGCUGAAUAGAAAUUUCGGACUGUUGUGGAAGGCGAAGAAGAAGUAUACGGAGGCGAGGGACUGUUUUGCUGCUGAUAUAUAUUUUUCAUCACUGGUCAAGAAUGAUCCAGAGCACGUUUCAGUGACGGGCGGAUAUUUCCAUCUGGCGACUGUCUUCCAAGCCCUCAAUCAGCUGGACACUGCCCAGUCGCUGUUUGAGCUUAUUGUUCGGAUAUGGUUUGAUACCCUGCUCAAAGUGCGCCAUGUGGAGGAGAGUGCAUCUUCACUACCAUCGACGCCAGAGGUCUCGGGUCAAGAAUAUGUGGUUGAAGAGAAUGAUACCAUCCUAGAUGAAGCUCAAGAAGCCGAAGGAAUCCAGAUGCUGACGACUAUAGUAGGAGACAGCGCGAUCGCUUCACCACAAGCAUCCGCAAAGCUACAGGAGAUCCAUGCGAAAGCGCUCCAUCUUCUUGCGAUCCUAUACGCUCGCUACGAACGCAUGGAUGACCAGAGUGUAGAGUUGAUAUCACAAGCGGAAACCGCGCAUCAGGAAACAAAUCGGGAGCCUGAAGCGAACUCAACAGAUGGACUCGCACAUGCAGCUGAAGGCCGUGAUGGUGGUGCUGGAGGUCAGGCGGGAUCAGCCAAGGCGGCUUCUCACGCUUUACUGGCGGCCAAAAAUGCAUGUGAGGUGUACGCAGCUGUAUUCGGAACAAAGCACCAUUUGACGCUUGCGGCGGUGAACAUGGCGCAGAAACUCUGAACAUCGACCAUCCUUUAUUCGAGUGAAGCUCUAUAGACCCCUUGGGAUCUUGUAUUUAGUGGCAAUGAGAUGCAACGGUACACUUCGAUAUCAACCAAGGUUGGUAUCGGUAA